CUUACGGAACCUUAGUGAGAACCUCCCAGUUUCCCGGGGAGGAGGUCGGAAGAGGACUUGCGCGCCCCGGUUCUUGAGCCGACUUUGGAGGCAAUGGCCGUGAUGGGCCGGGGAUCGCGGCUUUGGCGAGCCGCCUCAGGCGGCGGGGCCGGCUGGAGAUUUAUAGCAACAUCACCUGCAACACAACUGUCACCUACUGAACUGACAGAAAUGCGGAAUGAUCUCUUUAAUAAAGAGAAAAAGAGGCAGUCAUCACUAACUCCCCGAACUGAGAAGAUUGAAGUGAAACAUGUUGGCAAAACUGAUCCCGGCACUGUCUUUGUGAUGAAUAAAAACAUUUCAACUCCUUACAGUUGUGCCAUGCAUUUGAGUGAGUGGUACUGCAGGAGGUCCAUUCUGGCUCUUGUGGACGGACAGCCCUGGGACAUGUAUAAGCCUUUGACCAAGUCCUGUGAAAUUAAAUUUCUUACUUUCAAAGAUCAUGAUCCAAGAGAAGUAAAUAAGGCUUAUUGGCGUUCUUGUGCCAUGAUGAUGGGCUGUGUAAUAGAGAGGGCAUUCAAAGAUGAGUAUUUGGUCAGUUUGGUCAGAGCUCCAGAAGUUCCUGUAAUUGCUGGAGCCUUCUGUUAUGAUGUAGUUUUGGAUAAAAGACUAGAUGAGUGGAUGCCAACAAAAGAGAACUUGCGUUCCAUCACAAAAGAUGCUCAUACUCUAAUUUAUAAAGAUCUUCCAUUUGAAACUCUGGAAGUUGAUGCAAAAGUGGCAUUAGAAAUGUUUCAACACAACAAGUACAAAUUAGAUUUUAUAGAAGAGAAGGCUUCUCAGAACCCUGAAAGAAUAGUAAAGCUACAUAGAAUUGGUGACUUCAUUGAUGUGAGCGAGGGCCCUCUUAUUCCAAGAACAAGUAUUUGUUUCCAGUAUGAAGUGUCAGCGGUUCACAAUCUUCAACCCACUCAGCCAAGUCUUGUAAGAAGAUUCCAGGGUCUGUCUUUACCUGUUCAUUUAAGAGCACAUUUUACAAUAUGGGAUAAGCUAUUGGAAAGAUCUCGGCAAAUGGUAACUGAAGAUCAAACUAAACCGACAGAGGAAAGUAUGUCUACCUAAUAACGUCUAAAAUUAAAUAUGUAUAAUAAAAUAAAGGUUUGUAAUAUAAUGUUUUUAUGUGCUUGGAGAGAGAACUUUUUCUCCCUAAGACUGAUAUCCAUCUUUACCUUUUCCUUUCUGUAAAGGGUAAAGCAAUUUAUGUUGUUCGCAAUAAAAA
This is a messenger RNA of Sciurus carolinensis (gray squirrel), 1258 nucleotides long. It is a transcript of the gene Mrpl39, whose product is annotated as mitochondrial ribosomal protein L39. Gene Ontology annotation, cellular component: mitochondrion. The transcript has 10 exons. The record is from RefSeq and is a predicted model, not a curated record. The coding region runs from base 94 to 1101 and encodes 335 amino acids. NCBI's taxonomy places the organism in Eukaryota, Metazoa, Chordata, Mammalia, Rodentia, Sciuridae. Gene Ontology annotation, molecular function: nucleotide binding; RNA binding.